Molecule: messenger RNA, 435 nt
Organism: Helobdella robusta
Lineage: Eukaryota; Metazoa; Annelida; Clitellata; Rhynchobdellida; Glossiphoniidae
Exons: 2
Coding region: 1-435 (144 amino acids)
Biological process (GO): AMP biosynthetic process; ATP biosynthetic process
Molecular function (GO): bis(5'-nucleosyl)-tetraphosphatase (asymmetrical) activity
Source: RefSeq, a predicted model, not a curated record
AUGUUAAUAAAAGCUGCCGGAUUGAUUGUGUACAGAUUUUCGAAUGUCAGCAGCAAGAAAGCAAUUGAAUUUCUGUUACUGAAAGCUUCGUACGGUAACCAUCACUGGUCCCCACCUAAAGGUAUUGUCAAUGAUAAAGAAGAUUUGAUUGAAACGGCCGUGAGAGAAACGAAAGAAGAGACUGGCCUUGACAAGCAAUAUCUCAAAAUUUUUUAUGAUAAACUUCCAAUCAUAUCAGAGUACAAAAUAAAUGGAAAACCAAAGACAGUUUACUACUGGGUGGCUAAAUUAUUAGCUCACAAAGAAAUAAUCUUAUCAAAGGAACAUGUUAAAUAUAAAUGGUGUGACUGCAGUGAAGCCUACAAUCUUGUUGGCCAUGAAGAGAUGAAGGUUGCCUUGAAAACAGCCAGCACCAUCAUUAGCCAGUCCAGCUGA